This is a messenger RNA of Linum trigynum, 1062 nucleotides long. The record is from the annotation of a GenBank genome assembly. Lineage: Eukaryota; Viridiplantae; Streptophyta; Magnoliopsida; Malpighiales; Linaceae.
UUUCAAAGGUCAACUAUUUCAGUGACCAAUCUCAUGUAGCCUCUUCUAGUUGACCUUGCUAUACGUUACCCUCAUUGCGUACAACUCGAGUUAUUUGAACUAAUCUAAUGUAUGUAUGCAAACUGCAGUGAGGCAGUGAAGGAGAUGAGCGGCAAGAUGCAGGAGCUGAACCUCGUGAUCAUGAAGAUGCUAUUCACCAGCUACGGCCUGGACGCCGACGAGCACCACGCCGCCGACACCGCCAGCUACUUCCGGCUCAUGAAGUACAAGGUCCCUCCCAGUCCCACCCCUGCGGACGGAAUUGGGCUGGUGGCCCACACGGACAAGAACACCCUCACCAUCCUGGGCCAGAACGACGUCCAAGGCCUGGAGAUCCAGCCCAAGAACGGCAGCUGGGUACCCGCGGUCAUCCCCGACGGCGCCUUCAUCGCGAUCGUCGGGGACACGCUCAAGGCGUGGAGCAACGGGCGGCUCCACCCGGUGCGUCACCGGGUGGUGAUACGUGGGGAGGAGGAGAGGUACUCGUGGGGCUGUUUCUUGAUGCCCAAGGAUGACUCCACCGUCGCGGUGGCCGAUCAGCUCGUCGACGGAGACCACCCGCUGAUGUACCGUCCCUUCACCUAUUCCGACUACCUCUCUUACUUCGUCCACAACUUGAGCGAUGACGCGCUCGAGCUUUACGCCGGAUUCUCUUCUCCGCCCGUCGGAGAGAGCCGCCGUACGUGCAUGGAUUAAUUACCUACUGCCUCUUUUACUUGCUGAUUACUUGGUUAAUGGGGAUUAUUAAGUAUAAAAUAAUUAAUGUUGAUGUACGUGUUUCGUAAUUAAAGUUAAUUGGUAUUGGUAUUGGUAAUUAAUGUGUUGGUUACUCGUUGUGGUCGUGAUUAUGCCUCUCUUUCGAUCUCGUGGUAAUUUGUUUUAUAUAUACUCCUAUAGAGAGAGAGAUAUAACGGAAGCUAGGGAUACCAUAUAUAUAUUAUUAUGGGAUCUAAACUGUUAUAUGUAAAGAGUGCAUGUGUAAGGAGGGGGAAAAAAAGAAACUAAUGAAACAAGUAUCCAUGC